AUGGCCCAAAACCCAUGGCAAAUUACAAAAUUAAAAGAACUAAGAACAAGCAAGUUGGAAAAGAUUAUUAAUAAGUUUCAAGAAGAGAAUAACCACUUAAUGCAUAUACCCAAAUUUAAGAACAUAACAAAUUCUUUAAGUACAAUACAAGAAGAUUCAGAGUUGAUAAUUAAUAAAAAAACAUUUAAUGUUGCGCAUAUAUGCUGUGUAGCACAAUUACACCCGAUGUACAUAAACAAUGUAAGGGAUGGCAUAGCAAUUUAUUUAUCCAAUUUUAUGCUAAAAAUAAAUCAUGAUAUUGAAGGGUUCAGCGUAUGCUUUAACAGCAUAAAAUUAAAAGAGAAGGAACCUAUGACACUAAAUCAUGACCCCACUGUUAUGUUUUUAAAAAUAAGCUUUAAGCUUUUAGUUAUAGUUUUAAAGGAAAAUUAUAAAAUAAAAGUAAAAAUAAAUAACAUUGAACCGUCAAAUAUACGUAUGGAUAUUUUUGGACUUAUUGAAGCAAUGAUAACUGAUGAAAAUUUUAAGGACUUUUGUUAUGAUGGAAAAAGUAAUACAUUUGUUAAAAAUAGUACGGUUUAUUCGAUGAAUGACAUUAUAAGUUUUACCAUAAGAAAGGUUACCCAUGCAGAUAAUGGCACAAACGUGAAGCUCCUUGGAUAUGUUUAA
Molecule: messenger RNA, 669 nt
Organism: Plasmodium vinckei vinckei
Lineage: Eukaryota; Apicomplexa; Aconoidasida; Haemosporida; Plasmodiidae
Product: conserved Plasmodium protein, unknown function
Exons: 7
Coding region: 1-669 (222 amino acids)
Source: RefSeq, a predicted model, not a curated record